AUGUCAAACUUGAGGAGGGUGUUGGAGAGGCAAGAGAGAGAAGAGGAAGAAAUCCGGCGGAGACGUGCUGAGGAAGAUCAGGAGGCCGAUGAAGAAGAGGACGAAAUGCUUGUAGCCUUCGCUAUGCUUAAUGAAUCAAGGCAACACCACCGUCGUCGUGCCCAUAAUGUGGAUAGACGCAGGCAAUCUCGGGGUAAGAAUCUCAUGGAAGAUUACUUUAUCCCAAAUUCCUUAUAUCCUGUUUCUAAGUUUCGAGAGAGAUAUAGAAUGCAGCCACAUUUGUUCCAAAAAAUCAUGCAUGAUAUUUGUAAUUACGACACAUACUUCAUUCAAAAGAAUGAUGCUUGUGGAGUUUUGGGUCUUCUCCCGGAGCAAAAACUUACAGCUGCUUUGCGGAUGCUUGCUUAUGGGGCAUCUGCAGAGCAGGUGGAUGAGAUUGCAAGGAUGGGAAAAUCAACUAUCCUAGAGUGCUUGGUGAGAUUUUGUGAUGCAGUAGAAAAUCUCUACACAAGGGAGUACCUUCGCAGACCUUCUCCAAGGGACCUCCAAAGGCUUCUACAAAAAGCUGAGACUCGAGGUUUCCCAGGAAUGAUUGGAAGCAUCGAUUGCAUGCAUUGGCAGUGGAAGAAUUGCCCAACAGCUUGGCAAGGAGAUUAUGGGAAUCGAAAGGGCCAAAAAAGUAUAAUUCUGGAGGCCGUAGCUUCAUUCGACACUUGGGUUUGGCAUGCCUUCUUCGGAGUGGCCGGAUCUCAAAAUGACCUCAAUGUGCUUGGUCAAUCUCCAGUGUUUAAUGAUGUAUUGCGAGGUCAUUCUCCCCAGAUCACGUACCAAAUCAACAACACUGUAUACUCUGGUGCGUACUACCUUGCCGACGGAAUUUAUCCUAGGUGGACGACAUUCGUGAAAACAAUUCCGAAUCCUCAAUCCCAGAAGGAAAAAAGCUUUGCUGCCUUUCAAGAAGGUUACCGGAAAGACGUGGAAAUGUGUUUCGGUAUCUUGCAAGCUCGUUGGGCUAUUAUUAGGGCCGCUGCUCGGAUGUAUGAUGAAGAGGAUGAGUAUGAUUAUGAAGCUCCAGAGGAGCACGAACCGGAUCCCAUAAACACGGCCUUGACAAGAAUUUAUGAAAGGCCGAUGGGACCAAAUGGACAUCUAUUGGAGCACGAACCGUUAGUUCGAGAUGGUCGAUUCAACAACCCCAUGAUUGAUCGUUACCAAGCAAUGCAAUCUUCGUAUGUUCAUGAGAGGCGUCAUAUUGACUUGAUCGAGCACUUGUGGGAGAUGAAAGGCAAUCACAAUGGAUGA
Messenger RNA from Prunus avium (sweet cherry), 1302 nucleotides. NCBI's taxonomy places the organism in Eukaryota, Viridiplantae, Streptophyta, Magnoliopsida, Rosales, Rosaceae. The record is from RefSeq and is a predicted model, not a curated record.